UUGCGCGAGAAGUAGACGACGGCAGCGGCAGUGGCAGCGGCUAGAGGCAGGGCAGUCAGAGUCGGGCAGUACACUACUCGACACUCGUCACUCGACAGUCGUCAGUCGACACAAGACUCGUGUCAGUUUCAGCUGUGUGCGGUAACGCGGUGCCUUAUUCUGUAUAGUGAUUGUGUCAUGUGUGCGCUCUGAGUCCUUAUAGUGUACAAGAUGUCUGUGCUGUUGGAGUCACGGUCUUUUCGGCCGUUCAAGUCGAGCGAGGAGUAUCUAUGGGCGAUGAAGGAGGACCUCGCGGAGUGGCUGAAUGGACUUUAUCCUGACCUUUACAUGAAUGUCAAUAACUUCAUGGACCGCCUCGAUACCGGAGUGGCUCUAUGCAAGCACGCCAACAGCGUGAGAAAGUAUGCUGAAGAGUACGUGAUGAGAAGACAGAACCAAGCGGGCAAGUACAGCAAGUCCGCAGCCACCAUUGCGACCUCGGUCCUCAAGUUGUCCUCGGUGAGAUCAUUUCCCGGCGCCAAGGCGGGUACGUUCUUCGCGCGCGACAACGUUUCCAACUUCAUAUCGUGGUGUCGCCGUGGCCUCGGCGUUUUUGAAUGUCUUCUCUUCGAGACCGACGAUCUAAUCAUGCGCAAGAACGAGAAGCAUGUCAUCCUCUGCCUGCUGGAAGUGGCUCGGCGAGGUGCCAAACUAGGUAUGCCGGCACCUAUGCUGGUCCAACUGGAGAGGGAGAUCGAUAGAGAGAUCGCAGCGGACAAGCGGGACCUGAAGCGUGGACUGAGUGCAUGCCAGGGAUAUGACUAUGAGGAUGAUGAGGACGAGAGUGACCUCAGUGAUACUGAGGACUGUCGGCAGUACGGCCCCUUGCCUCAAAUUGUCACCAACGACCUCAAGAGUCUUGACGAAAUGGUGCGAGAUCUGGUGGAGAAGUGUCGCUGUCCAACUCAGUUCCCCAUGAUCAGGGUGUCCGAGGGCAAGUACCGCAUAGGAGACACGAAGGUUCUCAUUUUUGUCAGGGUGUUGAGAAGCCACGUGAUGGUGAGAGUGGGGGGAGGCUGGGACACGCUCUCCCACUAUCUUGAUAAGCAUGAUCCUUGUCGCUGCAAGACAGCUCACCGAGCUCCAGUGUCGGCUAAGAUAGUUGGCAUGAAGACUGGCAUACCAGGCAUGGAUAUCGCCGGCACUCAGGUGCAUUACGAGCGAUCACCUCCAAGAACAAGACGUUCGUCCGCGUCCAGCGUAGGUAGUAACAGUGGAGGCCUCGCUCCUUCGACUCCACCAGCCAUCAGAAACCGCAGCCGUUCUCCCUCCUUCCAGGGACAGCGCAACACCACCUUGAGGACUUCAGUUGACAGAGACUCAGGCCGCAGAAGCCGAUCGCCUACCCCACGCAGAACUCUCACGCCCACACCAGCAGCGGAUCGCAGCAGGAAUCGCAGCAGGUCACCUACUCCUAACUAUAGGCUUUCUCCGAGUCAGAGGAACCGGAGUAGAUCACCGACUCCGAGACGAGAACUUACACCGACAGUGGACUCUAGGAAUCGGUCAAGAUCUCCUUCUUUACGAAAAGAAAUGAAAAACUCAAGACCAUCUACUCCUGUUGUGAAAGGUUCUAGAUCUGCUUCUCCUAAAGAGGGCUUUACCGAAAAGCCGAGGCAAGAAAACACCUCAUUUGAAGACGAUUGUCUACAGGAUACAUUGGACCGAAAUAAUCGAUCUUCAACCCCACUAGCAGAGUUCAGCUCAAUAAGUACAACAUCAGUUCCUUUGUACAGCGACCACAUGAAUGAUAUAUUUUCAUCGCCCGAGCAAGAAACACAAAACAGUUCUCCAUUUAGUUCGAACGGUGUCGACAGUGAAAUCACUGAAGCUUUAACACCCAGUCACAGGGCCGUGGCGAAUUUAGUCACUGACGAGGUUCUGAAAACCUCUUUAGAAGACAAGAAAUUUGACUUAGCUACAGUGGAGAACUCAAACUCAGCUAAGAACAAAGUCGAAGACAUAUCUCCGGGAGUGGACUGUUCACCGUGCAGCAAAGUUUCGGACAAUUUCAUCAAUCAUCCAUUACGAGGUUCUUCCAGUAACAUCAGCAUGCUUGACUCUCCCCGACAAAACACAGGCCGAGAAUAUGAGAGCGGAGUCGACACAACACCCGCUCAGCGAGUUUCAGAUAAUUUCACCAACCAACAUAGAGUCUCGAUAUCCGUCAGGAGAAGUCCAACUCCAGUAAAAGAGAUAAAAUCAGGAGUGGACACGACACCGUCUAGGCGCAUUUCAGAAAACUUAGUCGGCACAACAGAUCAUCAUUCUACAAAGCGACCUUCUACGAAGUACGGAAGUGCUAAUGGACUAGACACCUUGGGAUCUUCAGAUGGUCAUACCAAUAACGACAGCGGAUCAGAGGUGUCAGACGAAGGGUAUCGCAGCCUAGGAAUAGUUCCUACCCAUCAGGUGACCACGGCGUCAGGAGUGAAAUCACUUACAGGCUCUCCAGUUCGAGUUCCCAGAACAACACGAAGUCGGUCUGUGGGAGGCAGCCACGAGAGUCCCCAGCAGCCAGCACCUUUUCGCCGCAACGCUCCGACAAACCGCUCGGCCCGAAUGCUCUCGACCGCCACUGCCUCUAGCUCCACACCCCGGGCCACAUCCAACACUUGGAAUAGUACUGGGGGGCGCUCGGGCAAGAAGACCCGGCCCGCUCUGUCUCAGGACACGUUCUGCCAGCAGGUUGCCGAGAUCAUGCAGCAGUACGCCGCUAUGAUGCCCAGUCCUCGGAAAGACUCCAAGCCCGACUCGGGGAUCACUACCCGUAUCCCUGCUCCUGUGCAAAGGACAUAGCUAUUGUGGCAUAAUUUCCCGGUACUUACCUGAGUAAAAAUAACCUUAGUAGAUGGCGCUACAUCUGCUUCAUACAAUGGAUACGCGAUCGGUUUUUAGGCCAUCAAAAAGAGUUAUCAAAUCAACUUAUAGUAUAUUUUGUUCUUUCAAAAUACAAUUUAUAUGUCAGAUCAUAUCUUUUGGGUACCUUAUAAAAUAUCCGUGGGAUAGUAUUAAGUUUGUCUAAUUGAUCUGAAAUAACUAGUAAUUUUGAAACUGAAACAGAAUAACUAGUAUAAUAAAUAAUAAUGUAGUCUUUUGGCAGUCCUAAAUGAUCGCUACAAAGCGGUGUCACGAGCAACUCGAACUGUUCGACUCGGGUGUUGUGACUUACAUGGUAGUGUCUCUAUUUUUUAUACGAACGAAGUAUCCUGUAGUAUUUUUAAGAGAAUGUGAUCGCAAGAUAAGACUGUGGUGCUUUUUAGGUCAUCAAACUUUUACAACACCUGAUGAAAAAUAAUUUUAAAAGUUAGAGUAUGUUUAUACAAUUUAAACACCAAAUAUCAUGUACAUGAACCAUACACGGUACAAUAUACUGACCCGCUAGAGCAAUGUAACUCAGUCAAUCAACCUUGAGUGAUCUAGAAAUCUUAUUUCUGCGUUUUGACUCAAGCUGUAAAAUCGAAAUUCUCUUCUCUCUGGACAGACGUAACAAACCAACUAGAUUAUAGGGCGAGUUUUGUAUUUAUUUAAUUAGUGCCUCUCUGAAAAAAUUGUAUUACUCAAUAUUUAAAACCCGAGUAAGAGCUAGAAUAAGCACAAGUACGAGUAUCACAGCUCCAUAGGCCUACUGAAAAUAUUGAUAAGGAUUUAAAACUAACAGUUACUUUUUACGAUCCAGUCUGCACCAUCUCACUCAUGAUAUGCUUAUUAAUUAGCUAGACACAAAAAGAGAACAAAACUAUUCAUAAAUAUUGGUACCUUUCAGUCACUGCUAUCUGAGGUAAAUCAUAAUUAAUUCUGAUGAAAGCAUGCCAGCAAAUAUCAUCUUGUCUUAAUAAUAUCUAAUUUGACAAAUAAAACAAGAACGACUUUUAAUACCAUCAUAUUAAGUCCUAUAAGUAGGAAUAUGACUGUUUUAUGUACGAAGAAUAUGUCCUAAAAGUUGUAGCUGAUAACUAAAAAAACGUAAAGUAUAUGUAUAGUGUAUAUUUAUACACAAUUUUAUUCGUUAGUUAGAAAUAUCGCACCGCCUGCCAUAAUUGCUCAUUGCAGUCCACUUCCGCCAUAGACAGUUUGUUACCUUUUCUGAAUGAUCCUAUUCUCUACUUCUCAACCUAUAGGAAGAUCCUUGAUUGAUUCCCUCCUAUAAUACGAGUAUUUUAUUCAACUGCAAUUUGGAAACAGUCAAAUAAUAUUAGGUCUAAUAAUAAAUAAUAAUACUUUUAUAUUAGGUAUAAUUUUUAUUAGGCAAAAUUGGGUCAGAGGCGUGUUACAGACACAUUGCAGGUAGUGAACACCAAUGACUAGACAAGUGGACUGUUUGCAUGGACAGGUUCGCGCAGCGGUUAACUCAUUCAAGGAACGCUACUCUCGUUACUUAACUCGAUUAUCUUACAAUGACUUCUGCACUUACUAGACUAGGUUGACUGAGGUCAACUACUAUUCUGAGCACUGCUGAGGCCAUCUCCGACUGUGUGGUGUAGCUUGCUAUUGCAUUUGCUAGACCUCAUUCCUGCUAGAUCCUGCCGUAGUUAAAUAUGCACAAUCGCAUUAAAUCAGCAGAUUGAACGAUUCCUUGUGAUUUUUAAUUAGCAAUUAAACCAUUGGGCUUAUGUGCUUAAGAAUAAACAUGGAAAUUAGUUAAGAAACAUGGUUUGGGUUAACAAAUAUAACUUCGCAUUAAUGUUUUCCACAUUACAUUUAACAUUUUACAACAUAUUUUGAAUAAAGGUACUUAGCAUAAUACAUAGCAUGCAAAAGGUAAUAUCCGAUCAAAUAAAAUACACUUAAACUGGAAAUUACAUUAUAUGUUUCCUAAACGACUUUUCAAAGAAAGGUUUGUGUAAAAUUGGGAACAAGGAAAAUAAGCUUGUUAUUUUGGUCAAGCGUGCACUUAUGUGUUUAUUGCUUGACACCUUCACUGCGAAACGAGUAAUAUACUAACUCUAUAACAAGCAGAAUAAUAAUGUACGUCCGCAGCAUUCCAUGUGUAAACUACGAUAUCUCCGUAGAGAUAUUAUAUGUUGUUAAACAGCGCUGCCUAUUUGCUUUCCCAUCAACUCUAAUCACUCUUCCCCUUCCUUCCAGUGAGCGCCCCGUUAUCUCUUCUGUCUAUCUACUGUUAUCUCCCUCUCUCACACACACAGUAGCAUGCACUGUAUAUUGGAUAUUCGUGGAAUAACCAGAUUUCCUCGCGUGAAUUAGAAAAGUAACUUGAGUUUCCUUUCGUGUUCAUACUUCUCAGUUCAUUUAGAAAGCAGUCGGUAAACAUAGUUCGAUAUUCAUUUCAUCAGAUUACGUAACUUAAGGUGCCUAGUGGGAAAAAACCUUUACUCGAUAUUUUCAAAACUUUUACGUGUAUGGCUCACUUAUCGGCCAACAUGGAGUAGACCAUUCAGAAUAUUGAUCGUGUAUGGAUCGUUUAAAUAACACCUAUUGAAUUUAGAUUUAAUCAUAUAGCCCUACGUUCAAUCACUAUUGAAGUGCGAAUAUUGCAGUAAAUAAUAUUAUACUGAUUGUUAAAUUUUUGAACUCCAAAUAACGAACAGUUAAAUAGAAGGUCACUGUUUAGAUUUUGUUAUCAUUAUUUAGAGAGCGAUACAUUACUUUUAAAGCAUUAUGAUACUUUGCACUAGUAUAAUUAUUUUGCACUAGAGUAAACUUCAGGAUAUAAGUAAUGGUGGUUGCAUAUAAUAAGUGCCAUGUUUAUGGCACGCAUCUGAAGGUGAGAUAGUAAAGCAAUAGUAUUUGGGCCUAUAUCGAAAACCUUUUACGUUACUGUUGUCUUAAUUUCUAUUUUAGGGAUGUAUUUGAUUUUAACAGCUACUUGAAUUACAUCACAGUGUACUUUUAUGUUUGCUUUAUGAUAUGUUUGUAUGCUAAUGGAUACAAAGCGACUAGUCAAAGACUUGGUGUCUAUAAAUUGUCUACUUAUCUUUAGUUAAGGACUUCUUUAUAAUAUUCAAUUGUUACUUAAUAACUAUAUUAUUGAUUAACUGUACUUUAACACAACAUUUCCUUAGAGGAAAAAUUAUAUAUAUUUUAAAUGACAAAAAAUAAUCAUAUAAAGGAUUAUAUUGUAAUUGUAAAGGCGUAAUUUAAGGAAAUUUAUUGAUAUAAUUGCAAAUAACACCUUAGAAAACAAACUCAUACAAGUAAAAUAAAAACCCAUGUAUGUAUGUAUGUAUACAAAUAUUGGUGCUCAUCGUGUAAGAAUAAAAUAGUAAUUGUUGUUAUCAUUUGUUAUUUUUACUGCUAAUAACAAAACAUUGCAUAUUUUGUUUCAUGAAGGAACACAGCAGAAAAGCUACUGAACUAAAAUAUUAACUUAUAAAUCUUAUAACACUUAUAAAUUUUGUACAGCUAAAAGUGCAAGCCUGAUGUUUAAAGUCCUGCCUGAGUACAGACCAUGAGAUGGAAAAUGAAACAUAGUUAUUGUUAGAAUAUGCUGAACUAGAGAGAAGAAACGUUACUUGAUUCGAAAUAAUCUUUUUUUACAAUUCUUAAACGUAUUACACCCAUUCCAAAGAUUUUGGAAUAUGUAACUUUUCUAGUCAUACACUUAUUAA
Messenger RNA from Homalodisca vitripennis (glassy-winged sharpshooter), 6608 nucleotides. RefSeq names its product GAS2-like protein 1. Bases 211 to 2838 code for a protein of 875 amino acids. The transcript is spliced from 9 exons. Gene Ontology annotation, biological process: actin crosslink formation; protein localization to microtubule plus-end; microtubule bundle formation. Gene Ontology annotation, molecular function: cytoskeletal adaptor activity; actin filament binding; microtubule binding. Gene Ontology annotation, cellular component: actin filament; stress fiber; microtubule plus-end. Lineage: Eukaryota; Metazoa; Arthropoda; Insecta; Hemiptera; Cicadellidae. The record is from RefSeq and is a predicted model, not a curated record.